Molecule: messenger RNA, 414 nt
Organism: Thecamonas trahens ATCC 50062
Lineage: Eukaryota; Apusomonadida; Apusomonadidae
Product: glutamate-rich protein grpB
Exons: 2
Coding region: 1-414 (137 amino acids)
Source: RefSeq, a predicted model, not a curated record
AUGGCGGACGGCAUGCGGCUCGAGCACAUCGGAUCAACGGCUGUGCCGGGUAUACCGGCUAAGCCGGUCAUCGACGUUCUCUGCGUUGUCCCGUUUGCCUCUCUCGCAGAAGUCGAUGAGAUCGUGGUCCCGCACUUUCCGCAUGCCGGCUGGUUCACAUCGCCCGAGUACAACGCCAUGCUGGGCGAGCGCAGGUACUUUCGCGCGUGGGACGCAGCCGGCGCGGCACAUCGAGCCCACCUGCACGUGGUGCCACAUGUCUCGGAGCAGGGAAACCAGUUUUUACUUGCAGCCGAGUACGCCGAGCUCAAGAUUGCGCUCGCCGAAGCGCACAGCCACGAUCGGUCGACUUACACCGCGCGCAAGGCUGUGUUUGUGGGCAACGUGGUGCAGUCUGUGGCUGGAGCAAUGUAG